Messenger RNA from Funneliformis geosporum, 201 nucleotides. NCBI's taxonomy places the organism in Eukaryota, Fungi, Glomeromycota, Glomeromycetes, Glomerales, Glomeraceae. The record is from the annotation of a GenBank genome assembly.
AUGAUUAUAAAAGGUGUAGAAGAAACAUUACUCAAAUUGACUCGAGAAACAAAGAAAUCCUCCAAAGCUACUCAGAUCUGCGCAAAAAUUGAUGAAUUAUUAGAGAAUGUGCAUAAAGUUGAUGUCGUUGAGAUCAAUCUUCCUGAUAAACUAGAUAUGAACAAAGCUGACGCAAACGAUACAUUCGAUAUAUCUCGCUAA